GGCUGCGUAGAGCUAACGCGCACAUUCUUCUUCUUUCUUUCCAGUUCCUCUUCUCUUACCGGCGCCGCCGCCGCCGCCGGGGGAGUGAGCAGCAGCGUGAGCGCCGAGCUGCCGUACGACUGCGCGGAGGGGUCGCCGGCCGGAGAUGGCGUUCGAGUCGUCGGCGGAGACGGAGCGGUUCCUGUGCGAGCGGCUGCUGGACGCGGCGCAGCCCAUCGCGGAGCGCUUCCGCGCGCUCUUCUCCCUCCGCAACCUCCGCGGCGACGGCCCCCGCCAAGCCCUCCUCCAAGCUGCAAGGGAUCCUUCCAACUUGCUUGCACAUGAGGCUGCAUUUGCACUUGGACAAAUGCAGGACGCUGAGGCUAUCCCUGCAUUAGAGGGAGUUCUCAAGGAUCUUUCACUGCAUCCAAUUGUCCGCCACGAGGCUGCUGAAGCCCUGGGAGCUAUUGGCUUGGAAAAGAGCAUUUCCCUGUUAAAAGAGAGUUUAGCAGCUGAUCCUGCCGUGGAGGUGCAAGAAACAUGCGAGUUGGCUCUUAGACGGAUAGAAGGGCAGAAGAAUGCCAGUGGUGCUGAAAGCACAACAAUUUCGCCUUAUCUAUCAGUUGAUCCAGCACUGCCUGCCAAGCAGGGACUUUCGGUAGAGCAACUAAGGGAGCUUCUCCUCAACGAGCAAGAAAAGAUGUAUGAACGUUAUGCAGCUCUUUUUGCGCUUAGGAAUGACGGUGGAGACUAUGCUGUUUCUGCUGUUAUUGAGGCUCUAGGUGUGAAAAGUGCUCUUCUGCGCCACGAGGUCGCUUAUGUAUUAGGUCAGCUGCAAAAUAAGGCUGCUUCAGAUGCACUUUCUGGUGUGCUGAAGAACGUCAAUGAGCACCCGAUGGUCAGACAUGAAGCUGCUGAGGCCCUUGGUUCAAUUGCAGAUCAAGAAAGCAUUGCGCUUCUGGAGGAAUUCUCCAAGGACCCCGAGCCCAUCGUCUCCCAAAGCUGUGAAGUAGCCCUCAGCAUGCUCGAGUACGAGAGAUCAGGGAAGUCGUUCGAGUUUCUGUUCCUCCAGACUCCUCAGGUGCAGCAGGAGUCCUGAGCCCAGCUUCGGAUACAUACUUUGAUGGACCUGUCAGAGUCGACGGUUCGGUGUGGUAGUGGACAUGAUGUCUGAAUGAAGUGUCGUCGCCCUUUUCCGGUUCUUUUUCGGGCGUUCUUGCUUGACACCGGGAUAGCAAAACGGCGAAAGAUACCACUGUGAAUUGCUCUCUGAUGAGAGUAUCAUGUACGCGUGCCCCGUGAAAACAGAAACUGAUACUUUGACGAAUUUGUUUGCCUGUGGAUUGUGCCUAUCUUC
This is a messenger RNA of Triticum aestivum (bread wheat), 1336 nucleotides long. Its product is annotated as deoxyhypusine hydroxylase-B. The transcript has 7 exons. Gene Ontology annotation, biological process: peptidyl-hypusine biosynthetic process. The record is from RefSeq and is a predicted model, not a curated record. NCBI's taxonomy places the organism in Eukaryota, Viridiplantae, Streptophyta, Magnoliopsida, Poales, Poaceae. The coding region runs from base 146 to 1078 and encodes 310 amino acids. Gene Ontology annotation, molecular function: deoxyhypusine monooxygenase activity.